This is a messenger RNA of Peronospora matthiolae, 828 nucleotides long. NCBI's taxonomy places the organism in Eukaryota, Oomycota, Peronosporomycetes, Peronosporales, Peronosporaceae. The record is from the annotation of a GenBank genome assembly.
AUGCGCAUUUACGUCACCGGCCUCGCGGCUACAGCAGCCUUCCUGGCGUACUCCAAGAGUUCUUCGGAGGUGUCCGCUUUUUCUACGACAGUCGCUGCCCACUCACCGUCGGCGACUGUCACUGACACCGACGACACCGUUGCCAAAAGGAGGUUGCGAACUUUUGGAGUCACGGACGGUGAAGAGAGGGUAAACUUGGCUGGGCAGAUCAUGGAAGUCGGUGUAAAAAGCUCCAACGCGGUCGGUAAGGAUGGGGCGAUAAAGCUGUUUGGGCAGGUCAUAGAAGCCAAUGCCAAACGCCCCGAUGCGGCUGCUAAGGACAAGAUUAUGCUGUUUGGACAACGGAUCGCAAAGACCGGUGCAAAACGCUCCGGUGCAAAACGCUCCGGCGCGGUCGCUAGUCAGGGGAUAAGGCCGUUUAAACGGCAGAUCACAAAGACCGGUGCAAAAAGCCCCGACGACGUCGUUAAGGAGGAAAUGACGUUGUUUUGGAAGCAGGUCAUGGAAACCGGUGCAAAAAGCCCCGACGACGUCGUUAGGGAGGGAUGUAGGUUGUUUUGGAAGCAGAUCACGAAACCCGGUGCAAAACGCUCCGGCGCGAUCGCCGCAAAGAACGUAGAGGAAGGAACGUUUGGAACCCUUUCUAUUGGCCAACGCAUGGCUUUUGCCAUCUUCGUGUACGAAUCAAGGUCGAAACCCGAACCGUCGAAAGAAGUACUUGAUGCACUCACGAAAGCGUUCGGGUCCGAAAACGUGGAUAAAGUUAGAGGCAAAGUCGGCUUGAAACGCGUACAGGAGGCGACAACAUCAACGGCCAGGAGGGGCUAA